UGAGUGUUGCCAUUGUCUGCAGACUCUGCAUUGUAUCUCAAGUAUAGUCCUUUGAGAUGUUAAUCAAAUACCUGAUCCGACCAUCACUUGUGUCCAAAGCGUGCCAUUCAUUGGCGAGAAUAGCAGUGAAAGACAGACCACUCGUGUAUCACUGCAUACGUGCCAUCAGUUCAGUGAGUCUUCGUCGCAAUAUGGAGGAGCACGCAGUGGUUCCCGAUGUCAUCGACUCCGUGCCCCCACAUGUCCUCGAGGUGAAAUACCCGUCAAAUGUUGAGCCAAAGUCCUUUGAGAUGUUAAUCAAAUACCUGAUCCGACCAUCACUUGUGUCCAAAGCGUGCCAUUCAUUGGCGAGAAUAGCAGUGAAAGACAGACCACUCGUGUAUCACUGCAUACGUGCCAUCAGUUCAGUGAGUCUUCGUCGCAAUAUGGAGGAGCACGCAGUGGUUCCCGAUGUCAUCGACUCCGUACCCCCACAUGUCCUCGAGGUGAAAUACCCGUCAAAUGUUGAGCCAAAGUUGGGCAAUGAGUUGACACCGACUCAAGUGAAGGACAUCCCAUCGGUGGUGAAGUGGCCGACAGAUGCUCAUGCAUUGUACACACUGUGUAUGACAGACCCGGAUGCGCCCAGUCGUCAACUCCCCAAAUACAGGGAAUGGCAUCACUGGCUGGUCGUCAAUAUCCCCGAGAAUAACAUCGCUAAGGGAGAUGUGCUCUCGGAAUACGUGGGAUCAGGUCCUCCCAAAGGAACCGGACUUCACAGGUAUGUCCUGUUGGUGUAUAAACAGCCCAAUAGACUGACUCCCGAUGAGCCCAAACUAAGCAACAGAUCGGGCGAAGGACGUGGACAGUUUAAGAUCCGUAACUUCGCAAAGAAAUACAAUUUAGGUGAACCCAUAUCAGGCAACUUCUAUCAGGCCCAAUGGGAUGAUUAUGUGCCCAAACUAUACGAGCAGUUGAGUGGCGACUAAAAUGACAUACAAUUUGGUUUUAUAAGUAAAACAUGUUUUAUUAGAUAAUAAUGCGUUCAAAUAAUUUGUACCCAAAUAUAUAUAACUAAUGCAUAAAAAAUGAAUUCCAAUAAAGUAUUGGAGUUUUGUUUGAAUGAAUAAAAGUUUGAAAUUUUGUGCAACUUUUAAA
Messenger RNA from Oppiella nova, 1137 nucleotides. The record is from the annotation of a GenBank genome assembly. Lineage: Eukaryota; Metazoa; Arthropoda; Arachnida; Sarcoptiformes; Oppiidae.